Molecule: messenger RNA, 1989 nt
Organism: Naumovozyma dairenensis CBS 421
Lineage: Eukaryota; Fungi; Ascomycota; Saccharomycetes; Saccharomycetales; Saccharomycetaceae
Gene: LCB4
Product: sphinganine kinase LCB4
Exons: 1
Coding region: 1-1989 (662 amino acids)
Biological process (GO): sphingosine biosynthetic process
Cellular component (GO): cytoplasm; membrane; intracellular membrane-bounded organelle
Source: RefSeq, a predicted model, not a curated record
AUGCUGGAAUCUGCUUCAGAAAGAGAAGAGGCUCACCAAGGUUUACUCUCAUUAAACUUAAGACCAACAUCAAGAGCCCUGUUGACCUCUGAUGGUAUCCUAUUGAAAUCACAAAAUAAUUCAUGUUAUCCGAUAUCCCAUGCUACCGCAAUGGCUUCCGAGCAACAAUAUAAUGGUACUGAUCCAGAUCAAACCAUAUUGGAAAGUAAAUUGGAUCCUAAUAACAUAUUGAGUCGUGCAAAUGAUACUAUGGAUAACCCAGACUCAAACCAUAGUACGUCAGUGCUCUCUUUAUUGAGUUGUAUAUCAUGUAUAGACUCUCCAACGGAUUCACAUGGAUCUCUUUUACCUAUAAAUACCACAAUACCAUAUGCAAGAAUAUUAAAUGCAAAAUAUAUAGGUCCCUCAGAGGCUAAAACAAAUAAUAACGAUACUUAUAGAUUAGGUUAUCAAGGUCAAUCAUCACUGUCAUCAUCAUCAUUAUCUCCAGAUCCCAAACAACAACAGAAAACAACCACGAAAGAUGUACAACCCGAUAAUCCCUUUUCAAACGAAGAAACAUUAUCUGUAUCAUCCGUCAUAUUAAAAUCUCAAAAUUCAUCCAUGCAAUUCUUAACUGAUAACCAAUAUAUGAUUGAAUUAUCAUUCGUUAUACCCAUAGAGGAAAAUUUAAUCCCAAAAAAGAUUAACCUUAUAAUAGAUUAUCUUCCAAGUUUCCCCUCAUCCAAUGAUUUGGUUCAAGAAAUUAUGAAUAGAAGUUACAAAAAUGUGUCUCAACAAAGGUCUAUUUUAAUAAUAAUUAACCCACACGGUGGUAAAGGGAAAGCCUCGAAACUUUUCAAUAAAUGGUCCAAACCAAUCCUCUCCACAUCAAAUUGUAAAUUCGAAAUCAUAAAUACAACAUAUUCAUCUCAUGCAACUGAUAUUGCAAAAUCAUUAGACAUCUCUAAAUAUGAUAUAAUAGCUUGUGCAUCAGGUGAUGGGAUCCCCUACGAAGUAAUUAAUGGCCUUUAUCAACGUCCUGAUAGAGUUGAUGCAUUUAACAAAUUAACCAUUACACAAAUCCCAUGUGGAUCAGGAAAUGCAAUGAGUAUUUCAUGUCAUUGGACUGAUAACACUUCACAUGCAACAUUAUGUCUCUUAAAAUCAAUUGAAAAAAGAAUAGAUUUAAUGUGUUGUUCUCAACCGUCUUAUGCAAACCAAUCUCCACGUUUAUCUUUCCUCUCUCAAACGUUUGGUGUCAUCGCGGAAUCUGAUAUCAAUACAGAAUUUAUUAGAUGGAUGGGACCCGUAAGGUUUGAACUAGGUGUGGCAUAUAACGUCAUACAGGGGAAAAGAUACCCCUGUGAUAUUUUCGUUAAAUACGCUACAAAAUCUAAAGAUGAAUUGAAAUCUCAUUAUAUAAAACAUAAAUUGAAAAAUAAUUGUGAAAAUGAAGAAUUGCAUUUUGAUCGUAAUAACAAAUCACAAGCGUCAUUACGGUCACUUGAUAAACAAGUCGCUUCUUCAUCAUCAUCACCAUUUAAUGACACUGAACAUAUUGUCACUGAACAAGAUUUCAUAGUAAAAUAUCCAUUAGAUAAGGGCGUCCCUGAUGAUUGGGAAAAAUUAAAUCCACAAAUUACUGACAAUUUAAAUAUUUUCUAUACGGGGAAAAUGCCAUACAUAUCAGCAGAUACAAAAUUCUUCCCCGCCGCGUUACCUAACGAUGGAACUUUUGAUUUAAUUAUUACUGACAUUUCCACUCCGCUAACAAAAAUUACUCCUAUUUUAUUAUCAUUGGAUAAAGGUGCUCAUGUGUUACAUCCUGAAGUUAUUCAUUCAAAGAUUAUCGCAUAUAAAAUGAUCCCAAAGAUAAAAGAUAGUGUAAUCUCAGUGGAUGGUGAGAGGUUCCCCGUGGAACCAAUCCAAGUGGAAAUUAUGCCCAAUUUAUGUAAAACUCUUUUGAGAAAUGGAUCUUAUGUGGAUUCCAAAUUCGAUCUCAUGUAG